AUGGCGGUAUUUCCUCCUAUUCAACACACUGGAACUUCAUCUUCCAAUGUUUCCAUUAAAAACCUCAAUAAUAUUAAUACAAAUGUUGUUCAAAUACCCAGUUCUUCAUCAAUAAUUUCAACUCCUGGUUCAAUUCAAACUCCAAAUGUUGCCCUCCCAGUAGCAGGAAAUAAUAAUACAUUAAUGCUGAUGAACAAGCAAGUGACUUCAAAUGAUUCAUUAUAUUAUAUUUGCCUAAGAUUGAAAAAAAGAUUAGAAAGUGUAGCUCAAUUAAAACCAUAUUUAAACUUAGCUUAUUCAAGUGCUGAAGUAUUAAGUGAAAAUCAAGCUUUAUUAUUAUCACAAAAAUCAUCAUCAUCAAAUGGAAGUGGUAGUCGUUCAUCAAGUUCAAAUAAUCAUCAUAGUUUUAAUUCUUCGAAUGGUACUUCUUCAAAUUUUAGAGUUAGUGCAAUGUCAAAUUUAAGUAGUACAAGUGAUGAAUUUUCAACAACAAAUUCAAGUCCAAUGCCUUCUCCAUCUUCAUCAUCUUCACCUUUAACAACUUUUUGUGCUGGUGUAUUACCUGCAACAGUAAAUUGUGAUCCUGUUACUCAAUUAUGGGCUUUAUUUCAACAAGGUUCUCCAUUAUGUGUUAUAUUCAAUUUAAUUAAACCUGCAUAUUCAUUACCAGUUAUUUCUUCAGAUGAUCUCAAAACAUGUAAAAAAUCAAUUUAUGAUUUUAUAUUGGCAUGUAAAAAUUAUUUAAAUUUUGAAAAUUCAGAAUUAUUUACUAUAUCAAAUGCUUUUUCAAAUGAUACUGAUGAUUUAAUCAAGAUUAUUAAAGUAAUAAAUCUAGUUAUUGAUCAAGCUCCAAAUGUUUUCAAACCUGUGGAAUUAAAUAAUGAUGAUUUAAUAAAAAUUACAGAUUCAAGAUCAAAAGUCUUGAAAGAAUUAGUUGAAACUGAAAGAAAAUAUGUUGAUGAUUUAGAAACUUUAUUAACUUAUAAAGAACAAUUAUUAAAUCAAAAUAUAAUAUCUUCAGAUGAUUUAUAUAUGUUAUUCCCCAAUUUAAAUGAUAUAUUAGAUUUCCAAAGAAGAUUUCUUGUUGCUUUAGAAAUUAAUAAUUUAGUUGAUCCAAAAUAUCAAAGAAUUGGUUCAGUUUUCAUUCAUGCUCAAUCUUUUUUCAAAUCUUAUGAACCUUGGUCAAUUGGUCAAAAAGCUGCAAUAGAUUUUAUAAAUUCUUCAUCAAUGAAGUUGAAAAAUUCUUCAUUAAUUAUUGAAAAUGAAUUAGAAUUACAAAGUUUUUUAAUUAAACCUGUUCAAAGACUUUGUAAAUAUCCAUUAUUAUUAAAAGAAUUAAUUAAAUAUACUGAUUCUUCAAAUUCUCCAGCAAAUCAAAGUUCAAAUUUUGCUGAAUUAAAUUUAGCUCUAGAAAUUUCCAAAAAAAUUGCAAAUGAUAUAAAUGAAAAUCAAAGAAGAGUAGAAAAUGUUGAAGUUUUAAAAAAAUUAUAUGAUAAAGUUGUUGAUUGGAAAGGUUAUAAUGUUAAUUCAUUUGGUGAAUUAUUAUUUUUCGAUAAAGUUAUAGUUAAAGAUAAUUCAAAAACUUCAGAAGAACGUGAAUUUCAAGUUUAUCUUUUUGAAAAUAUUAUAAUUUUUUUCAAAGAAAUUUUACCACAACAAAAAAAAUCUUCAAUAACUUCAUUAAAGAAAAAAUCUCAAACAAAUUUAUUAAAUUCUAAUCAACAAGAAAUUUUAGGUUUAGAAUUAAAAGGUAGAAUUUCAAUUGCAAAUAUUUAUAAUAUAAGUACAAUAAAUCAUUAUUUAUUAAAUAUUUCAUGGUCAGGUAUAAAAGAUACUGGAAGUUUUUUAAUGAAAUUUAAAAAUGAAGAAAUUAGAACAAAUUGGGAAUCUUGUAUAAGAAGAUUAGUUUCAAAUUUACAAGAUGAUUUACAAAAUAAUAAUACAAAUGGAUUAAAUAAUUUUUCCAUAAAUAAUAAUACAAAUGAAAGAAGAUCAAAUGGUAUAUCAAUGACUACAAGUAAUAGAUCAUCAUAUUUAUCAAGAUCAAAUUCUGAAACUGCUUCAACAAUAAAUUCAACAUUACCACAAUUUCAUCAAAGACAAAAAUCUGAAGUUCAAAUCCCACAAUUAUCACAAACAAGAAGAUCAACUCAAGAUUCCAUACAAAGUCAAAAAAGAUCAAUUUCAGAAUCUUAUAAAAAUCAAUUACCAAAUAAUAAUGUUAUUGUUAAAUUACAAUAUGAAAAAGAUUUAUUUACUUUAAUGAUUCCAUUAGAUAUUGAAAUUGAUGAAUUUUUUUCAAGAUUAGAAAAAAAAAUUAAACAAUGUGGUGGUAUUAUGAAAGGUAAAAUUAAAUAUCAAGAUGAAGAUGGUGAUUUUAUUGUUAUUCAAAGUGAUGAAGAUUGGUCAUUAGUUAAAGAAAUGAUUAAAGAAGUUGGUGAUAAAGUUUUAAAUGUUUGGGUAGCAUAA
Messenger RNA from Hansenula ciferrii, 2469 nucleotides. It is a transcript of the gene CDC24, whose product is annotated as Rho family guanine nucleotide exchange factor CDC24. The coding region runs from base 1 to 2469 and encodes 822 amino acids. Gene Ontology annotation, cellular component: mating projection tip; division septum; nucleus. The transcript has a single exon. NCBI's taxonomy places the organism in Eukaryota, Fungi, Ascomycota, Saccharomycetes, Phaffomycetales, Wickerhamomycetaceae. Gene Ontology annotation, molecular function: guanyl-nucleotide exchange factor activity; protein binding. The record is from RefSeq and is a predicted model, not a curated record. Gene Ontology annotation, biological process: establishment of cell polarity; intracellular signal transduction; septin ring organization.